Messenger RNA from Caenorhabditis briggsae, 2535 nucleotides. RefSeq names its product Protein CBR-SAGO-1 (gene Cbr-sago-1). Lineage: Eukaryota; Metazoa; Nematoda; Chromadorea; Rhabditida; Rhabditidae. The transcript is spliced from 13 exons. Gene Ontology annotation, molecular function: RNA binding; protein binding. The record is from RefSeq and is a predicted model, not a curated record. The coding region runs from base 1 to 2535 and encodes 844 amino acids.
AUGCCAAACGUUGCUGUUGUAGAGCAGCUAGGCGCUCUGCAGUUGAACGAAAACCAAGCUCCAAUGGGAGAUGUUCCCUUGGCUGAAAAAUUGCCUAUCGGCCAGCCAGAUGGCACCACAGUGAAGAUUUCCACCAACAUGAGAGCAAUGAUUCUCAAAAAGAAUACGCCUGUAUUCAAAUAUGAUAUUAAAAUCAUCGCAUACUUCAAGAGGGAUGGUAGAGAAAUCGCCCGAGAGAUUUCGAGCUCUCAUGAAAAGGGACCAAAAAAGGAGAACGACAAGUCAGCAUGCUCAUCGAUCUACCGUUUGGCUUGUGACCAAUGUCCAGAGCUCAGCAAAGGUUUCUUUUUCUAUGACAGGCAAGCUCUGUUGUACUCGUUGAGUGAUUUCAAAAAAGAAGUCAUUGAAACAACAAUCGCGGGAAAGAAGAUUGAAGGAUUCCCGAAUUUCGUGAAAGCUGAGUUCAAGAUCACGAAUGUGGCCGAAUCCUUCCAAACAUCAUCUAACGAAAUCGGGAAGGCCGUGAAUAUUAGACCAGCUCGAGCAGAUGUCACUCUUCUCGAAUCUCUUAAUAUGAUGGCUUCGGGACACGCUCUGGAAAAUCCGAACGUCUUUACUAAAAACAAUUGUAUUCACUACUUGUCGCAUCCCGACAGGAACAUUGCCAUUGGGGAAGUCAGAGGACAAGGAAUGCAAGCUUCCUCGGUUGGAGCAACAAAAGCAGUUCGAGUUCUCCAAGGAAAAAACCCGACCCCAACUGCAUAUCUCAUCACUGAGUGUAAGUAUACGUCUGGAAAUUUAAUUGAUCAAUAUGAAACUUUUUCAGUGAAAACCACACUUUUCCACCCCAAUCACGCUCCGCUGCUAAAUGUUUUCCGUGAAAUCCGAGGAUUCGCUACAAACCUGACAGCUACUUCCGGGUGGGCUCGUGAACAUAUUCAAAACUACAAAGGCCUAUGUUGUUAUUUGGAUUACGGUAGCUCGGAAGGAUUAGAAAACGACCGAAAAAUGGUAAAAAUCCAUUCGUUUGGAGAAACAGCGAGGAACCAAAAGUUCGAAAAAUCGGAUGGUAAAGUGUCGUCAGUUUUUGACUACUUCAAAGGAAGAUACGAGAAGAUUCUCAAAUUUCCGGACCUCUUCACCGUAGUGGUAAUGGGAGCAAGAGGAGGGCGAUUGAUUCCUGUUGAAUUGUUGACUUUCUGUGAUAAGCAGAUAGUCAAAACACAACAGAUGGAGGCGAAAGUACAAGCUGACCUAAUAAAGAUGUCAGCCUCUAAACCUCAGGACAGGAAAAAAAUCACCAACCAGGUUGCUGACUCGAUUGGUCUGGGCAAUGGAGAUGGGCAUUUCUUCACGCUGUCUCCCCCAGAAGUGGUCGAAGGACGGGUUCUACCAAAACCAGUCAUUCUGGGUGGCGGAAUCAAGCCUAACGAGAAGAAGAGCUGUUUCUGGAAUACAAAACCAGAAGGACCGUCAACGGAUUUCUCGAUUCAACAUUUCUCUGAUGGAAAAUCACUAAGCACGUGGGACGUCGUAUUCCAUGAAAGCGAGCCGUUGGAAAGCGCCGUUCAUCAUCUUAUUGGCACAAUGACACAAAUGGGAAUGAAGGUCAAUGCUCCCAACUUUGUCUUCAUCAAGAACAAUGAUCUGCGGACAAUCUUCGACAACGCUAAGAAGAGAAAUGUGGAACUCCUCAUGUUCAUCACCAAAUCGAAUCGGGAAUAUCAUAAGGAGAUCAAAGUUUUGGAGCACGAGUUUGAUAUUCGAACACAGGACAUUCGAUUCGAAACGGCUUUGAAGUUUGAAAGGCAGCAAAAUACGAGAAGGAAUCUCGUUAAUAAAAUCAAUGUGAAACUGGGAGGCAUCAAUUAUGAAGUCGAAAGCCCAACCUUCACCAAGGAUAGAAUAAUAAUUGGAUUGGAAACAUCCCAGAAUUCCACAAUGGGGGAUGGUCUCAUUUGUGUUGGAUUCAGUGCCAAUAUGAUGGCGAAGGAAACUCAAUUUUGCGGUGGCUACAUGUUCACCCAGAGAAGUAACGAUAUCUAUGGGUCUGUCCUGAAAGAUAUUGUUCGUGACGUCAUCAAGCAGACUUGCACACAUCCUUGCCGUGUCCAAAACAAACCGCAGGAAUUGUUCUUUUUUCUCAGUGGAAUUACUGAAGGUCAAUAUUCACUGAUCAACGAGAGGUACUCGAAUCUGAUCAGAGAGGGAUGGUUUGCGGCCGUUUCGGGUGGAAAACCAAUCAGUUUUGUACCAGCCAUCACCAUCGUUGCCGUUUCCAAGAUUCAUAACACACGGCGAUAUCUGGAAGGAACGGCGUUCACCUAUGCAUUGUGCUAUAAUCAUCAGAUUAUAUAUUCCCCGAUCAGCCAUCCAGUGCCAUUGUAUAUGGCCGGAGACAUGAGUGAGCGUGGAUCUAAUAUCCUUGGUUUCCACCGAGCUAACUACAAAAAUGAGGAGUUGGAUCUUGCUCGAAUCAAUGCGGAAUUGAGUUAUUCAAAUAGAAAGCUGUUUGGAACCCGUUUCAACGCAUAA